GAAAAUUUUUAUUAAAGUAUUUGCGCUCAAUAUUUAAGAAACAAAAGGCUAAACGGAACCAAGAAAAAAUAAUAAUUGCUGCUAUAAAACACCCAAAUGCAAGAAAUGAUAAAUAAAGUAGUGUCUAAUAGAGUAAAUUGGUUUUAACAUCAAAACCAAUAGAUUUGAAAGAAUGACAUUUAUAAAGACCGUUUCAUCAAGAUUGUGCCGACAAUUUCGUAAAGUUGUCUGGAACAGGCGGAAAUAUGGAACCGAAAUCCGCAACAUUGGUAUUAUGGCUCAUAUAGAUGCAGGGAAAACUACAACAACAGAACGAAUGUUGUUCUACUCGGGCUAUAUUAAGAAAAUGGGUGAUAUCGACAGUGGUAACACUGUAAUGGACUACCUGCCAAGUGAAAUUGAGCGUGGCAUCACUGUACAAAGUGCAGCGAUAUCCUUUCAUUGGAACGAGGCACAAAUCAAUUUAAUUGACACACCAGGGCACGUGGAUUUCACAAUAGAAGUGGAAAGAUCAUUGCGUGUUUUAGAUGGAGCAGUUGCAAUCUUUGACGCUUCUCGUGGCGUAGAAGCUCAGUCUCGCACAGUUUGGAUGCAAGCUGAUAAUCAUAAUAUACCUCGUCUUGCAUUCAUAAACAAGAUGGAUAAAACGGAAGCAAGUUUCACGAAUUCUGUCGAUUCUUUAAAACGUCGAUUAAAAGCCAACACAUUGAUAUUACAGCUGCCUGUGAUCCAGGAUUGCCAAUACAUUGGUGUUGUGGAUCUUAUUACAAUGGAAAGAAUGGAAUGGGACAUGAACGUUGUGAAUCCAAAUCAACAUGGAAGAAAAUAUAACAAACAUAAACUCACUAGAACUGAUGAAGGGUGGGGCAAUAUGGUAGCAGCAAGGACAAGUAUAAUUGAACAACUUUCAGAUAUUUAUGAUGAAGUUGCAUUGUUGUGGUUGGAUGGAGAAAAUGCCGGCAAUGCUGAAAAAUUUCCAACCGUUGAACUAAAGAAGUGGAUAAGACAAGGGACGUUAGAUCAAACGAUUGUUCCUGUUUUAUGCGGAAGCUCAUUUAAAAAUAUUGGGAUUCAACCACUUCUUGACGCAGUUGUGGAUUAUCUGCCUAGACCUGAGCAGAUACAACACUCAUUCCUGCAAUAUUACAACGAUACAUUAUCUGCAAUGGCAUUCAAAGUUCUUCACGAUAAACGACUUGGUUCAAUAAUAUUUGUUCGGGUGUAUUCCGGUCAUCUACGAAGUGGGGGAACAAUUUAUAAUGUUAACAAACAAUCAGAAGAAAAAAUUGGCAGACUGAUGUCAGUAUAUGCUGAUGAAUACAAAGACACAAAGCAAAUUGAAGCUGGUAACAUUGCUGUUAUAUCUGGAUUUCAAAACACAGUGACUGGAGAUACACUGGUGGAGUCUAAAGAAGCUUUUGAAGCUGCUGUUAAUAAAGCAAACGUGUUGCAUCGACAACAGGAUGAUGAAAGUAGUUCUGAUGUUUCCCCAGUUGUCUUGGCUGCUGUGAAAAUACCUGAACCAGUUUUCUUUUGCUCUGUUGAAGUCUACAGUCCUACACAGGAAAAAGCAUUGAGGCACGCUCUGGAUGUUCUGUGUCGGGAAGAUCCAUCUGUAAGAGCAACAAUUGAUGACGGAGGAUCCAUCAUGUUAUCAGGGAUGGGAGAACUACAUAUGGAAAUAAUAUCUGAGAGAAUUAAAACUGAAUUUAAAGUGGAUGCUUACUUUGGUCCAAUCCAAGUCGCGUACAGAGAAUGUCCAUCUGUACAAGCAACACAUAAAGCAGCCUAUAAACGUACUAUCCUGGACAGCAAUUAUGAAAUUGAAAUCGGAAUUCAAAUUUCUCCAUCAGCUGAAGCUGGCACUGUUACAGAUCCAAGUCAGGUUCUUAAACCCCUUUAUAACCCAGAACUCUGCCAUUCUGCUGCUCUGGGAGUUGUGCAGGCUUUCCAACAAGGGAAUUUGUUGGGUUACCCGGUCAUGAGCGCCACAGUUCAAUUAUUGGCAGUGCGAGCAAAACGUGGGUGUCCUCCUGGUUUAGUAACAGCUACUGCCAUUAAAUGCACAAGGGAAGCUCUGGAUAAAGCUGCCUGUGACCUGCUGGAACCGGUUAUGAACAUAGAGAUCACAACAAGAGGGGAGAACUUGCUACAGAACAUACUUGGUGACUUAGCCAAGCGACAAGCUAAAGUUCAUAAUAUUGAAAGCUCAGACAAUGAAGGAAAUAUGAAAAUUGUGGCAGAAGCCCCAGUGUCUGAAAUGAAGGGAUACGCUUCACGUUUACGAAGUUCUACAUCGGGCAAUGCAGAUUUAUCUUUACAAAUAAGUGGAUACCAAGUUGUAUCCGAAGAAAGAAAACAUCAUUUAAAAAAUUUAAUGAGAAAUUUUGGUUCCUGAGAAUUGAAAAAUUUAUAAGAAAUUUUGGUUUCUCAUAGAAAAUAUUUAGAAUAUCUGUUCUAUAACCAAUGAGGACAAAAGUAGUGCAAUUGAACAUACAUUUAUCUCAACAUGGUAUGUUAAGCUUAUUUCACCGAAACAGUUUAGAUAUAAUACUUUUAAUUUCACAAAAUUCACCCAAAACAAAAAUACACUCAGAGAGCACAGUGCAACAAGUGAAAUGUGUGUGAUAUCGCCUUUGAAAGCAAUAUGAAGAAAACAAUACAAAAAAUGUGAA
Messenger RNA from Ciona intestinalis (vase tunicate), 2675 nucleotides. NCBI's taxonomy places the organism in Eukaryota, Metazoa, Chordata, Ascidiacea, Phlebobranchia, Cionidae. The record is from RefSeq and is a predicted model, not a curated record.